AGUUGGAGGACGAUUCUCUGCGGCCAACAAACCAAAUAACGACCUUCUUAUUAACCGUAUUCGGAUCACUUUUUACACGACAAUGACAGACGCCAAUCGCUGGAAAGCCACGGUCUACGUGGGUGGACUCUCUCAAACGGCGACGCAAAGCCAUGUCCUUGAUGCGUUCAUCCCAUUCGGAGAGAUCGUUGAAGUCAAGGUCCCAAAGCAGGACAAGCCGAAUUCUGCAGAGCCUCAUCGCGGUUUUGCAUAUGUCGAGUACGAAGAUGCGGCGGAUGCUAAGGAGGCAAUCAACAAUAUGGAUCAGUCGGAGCUUUUCGGGAGAGUCCUCAAAGUCUCACAAGCUAAGGCACCAAAGAGUGCCGACGAGGGCUUGGGUAGCAAGACUGCUGUCUGGGAGAAGGAGGGGUGGUUGGCCGAACACGCCGCCGAGGACAAUGGUCACGAUGACGCAAAGGUCAUGGUAGAUAUUGGCCCUGACCCCAUGCAAGGACUAGAGGGAUUGGAUGUUGCGGGACCGAAACCUGAGUGAUGGAAUGGGAAUUGGGGCUUCGUGUUAACUUGUACGUUGGCAUAGCGAGGGCGUUUUGAGGCAUUGAAAUCACGUUUACUGGGGGGUUGGACAUGAGCUAUAAACACAUCACUGGAAAUUUUCAAGAGUUA
Messenger RNA from Ilyonectria robusta, 663 nucleotides. RefSeq lists its product as uncharacterized. The record is from RefSeq and is a predicted model, not a curated record. Bases 83 to 532 code for a protein of 149 amino acids. Lineage: Eukaryota; Fungi; Ascomycota; Sordariomycetes; Hypocreales; Nectriaceae. Gene Ontology annotation, molecular function: RNA binding. The transcript is spliced from 2 exons.